CAAAUGAAUUUGGUGUCCACACGAAAACUGGUUUGACAAACGCUGACAGUUCAUACAAUGUCACUUUGAAAAUUCAGUUUUGCUUAACAAUGGCAGACACAAACCCAAUUGAAUACUUCAUAUGCGGCGGAUUUGGCGGAAUUUGUACGGUGCUCGUCGGCCAUCCCCUCGACACAAUCAAAGUUCGCCUGCAAACAAUGCCAACUCCGAAACCCGGCGAAAAACCUUUAUACACAGGCACGUGGGACUGCAUCAAGAAAACCGUAAAGGCCGAAGGACCAAAAGGCCUGUACAAAGGAAUGGUUGCCCCGCUUGUGGGAGUAGCUCCCAUAUUUUCGAUAUCCUUUUUCGGCUACGGCGUCGGCAAGAAGCUUUUCGGUCCAAAAGACGGCUCGCAACUCAUAUGGUGGCAGUACUUUUGCGCUGGCGCGUUUUCCGGUAUAUUUACCACGAGCAUUAUGUCCCCAGGCGAGCGGAUCAAAUCGCUUCUGCAAAUACAGGGGGGUUCCAGUAAAAAAAUGUACGACGGCCCCUUGGAUUGCGUGAUAAAGUUGUAUAAAACAGGCGGAAUUAGAAGCAUUUACCUCGGUUCCCUCGCGACGAUGAUGAGAGACGUGCCUGCUAGUGGAAUGUACUUUAUGACCUACGAGACCUUGCGAAACAUCCUCACGGCUAACGGCACGCGGGAAAUUACCGUACCGGAAACAAUGCUUGCCGGUGGCGCUGCUGGAAUUGCGAAUUGGGUCAUUGGGAUGCCCGCCGACGUUGUGAAAAGUCGACUGCAAACAGCUCCUGAAGGUACAUACAAAAAUGGGAUCAGAGAGGUGUUCACGCAUCUCAUCAAAACGGAAGGCGUGUCCGCAUUGUAUAGGGGAUUUAUCCCUGUCCUGCUGAGGGCAUUUCCGGCUAAUGCCGCGUGCUUUGUUGGAUUUGAAUUAUGUAGGAAGUUCAUCAAUUUUGUUAAACAUCGGUGA
Messenger RNA from Photinus pyralis (common eastern firefly), 974 nucleotides. Its product is annotated as congested-like trachea protein. The coding region runs from base 90 to 974 and encodes 294 amino acids. The record is from RefSeq and is a predicted model, not a curated record. Gene Ontology annotation, biological process: carnitine transmembrane transport; mitochondrial transport. Gene Ontology annotation, cellular component: mitochondrial envelope. The transcript has a single exon. Gene Ontology annotation, molecular function: O-acyl-L-carnitine transmembrane transporter activity. Lineage: Eukaryota; Metazoa; Arthropoda; Insecta; Coleoptera; Lampyridae.